Messenger RNA from Rhizophagus irregularis DAOM 181602=DAOM 197198, 737 nucleotides. RefSeq lists its product as uncharacterized. The record is from RefSeq and is a predicted model, not a curated record. Lineage: Eukaryota; Fungi; Glomeromycota; Glomeromycetes; Glomerales; Glomeraceae. Gene Ontology annotation, molecular function: protein binding.
AAAGCUUUUUAUUGGUAUCAAAAAUCUUUUGAACAAGGAAAUAAGGCUGCUCAAUGUAAACUUGGAGAUUUUUAUAGAUCAGGGAAAAGUGUUGAAAAGGAUGAAAAGAAGGCUUUUGAAAUUUAUAAAGAAUUGGCUGAUACAGGUUAUCUUAACGCUCAACUUAAACUUGGAUGGUGUUAUGAUUAUGGUGUUGGAACUGAUAUGAGCAAGAGUAAAGCUUAUGAAUUAUAUAGAUUAAUUGCAGAACAAGGUGAUAGUACUGGUGAAUUAAAUCUUGGAAUAUGUUAUUUAUAUGCAUACGGAGUAGAAAGAGAUGUGGAUAAAGCCAUUUAUUGGUAUCAAAGAGCGGCUGAUAAAGGGAAUAAUAUCGCCCAAUUUAAUUUAGGUAAAUGUUACGAAAUAGGAGUCGGAGUUGAUGAAGAUUUUGGCAAAGCUUUUGAAUUAUAUUUAAAAUCGGCUGAACAGCAAUAUGAAGAAGCGCAAAUAAGCGUUGGAUUAGCGUAUGAGAGAGGUCAAGGAGUAGAAAAAGAUUUGAAUAAAGCAAUCUAUUGGUAUAAGAAAGCCGUUGAGAACGGAUCUCAAGAAGCUCAAGAAAAUUUAGAACAUUUGGAACAAUUAUUAGAUCGCCAAAAUAAAGCUCAAAAAAAUUUAGAUCCCUUAUUAAAUGACAAAGAAGUUCAAGAAAGUUUGGAUAUUUUAACUGAAUCUAAUGAAUCUUCGGAAUGAAAAACAAU